AUGUUGGCGACAAGACAAGGGUUUACAUCCGGCCAACUGGCGGCAUCUACUACUGGCCAGACGCUGCAACAGCAGACGCAGCAGCACCAGCAACAGCAGCAGGAGCACCAGCACAGGCAAGCCGCAGACGGCGGCCAGGCUGCCGCCAGCGGGACCGGUAGCAGCGGCCUCUUCCCCAGGCAGAUGAACCCGCAACUGGCGCAGCCCCCGACGCCACAGCAGCAGCAGCAGCAGCAACCAUCGCAGCAUCAGCUGCAAGAGCUGCAACACCAGCACCUCCACCAGCAUCAACAUCAACAUCAGCAUCAGCAGCAUCAACAACAGCAGCAGCAGCAGCUGUUGCAAGGCACACGGACGAGUCCUGCACAGCAACCCUCGGCCCCUGCGCAGCAGCCACAGCAGCAGCAUUCACUGCAGAACCAUCAACAACAGCAGCAACAGCACCAGCAGCACCAGCAGCAGAAGCGACCAUCAUUAGCCUCAGGUGGCGCAGCAUGUUCUAGGGGACCCUCUCGAUCAGAAUCGAACUCAAACGGUAGCAACCAAAUCUCCAGAGACGCCACAGUCCCUCCCCCCCACGAGAGCAGUACUGGAGAGAGUGGGCCGCGGGCUGAUUCGGGGCCGAUGGAGGUUCAGGUGGCCAGGGCAACGGGCGCCACCGCCGCCGCCGUCGUCACCACAGUGGCAGCCGGGGCCGCGGGUGGCGGGGGCGGCAGCGGCGCCAGCGGCAGCCGCGGUGACGGGCAUGUCGCCAGUGGGCCGGCGGCGGGGCCCGCCGGUGGCGCUUCCGACCAAACGCAUCCUCCCCCUCCCCCGCCAGAAGUUAGCACUCCCCCUGCAGAGGGCCGCAAGCUGCGAGAAGAGGAGCAACGUGACGUGGAGGAGGUGGGGCGGGGUGAAGAGCUGGUGGGGCGGUGGCUUCGGUCGGUGCGGGCCCUUAGUGCGGGUGUGAAUGUUGGAGUCGUUGGUGGUGCCAGGCCUGCAUCGCAUCGCGUGCUUAGGCAGUUCGUCAAUUUGGCUUGGAACGCAAACUACAAGCAAGGCGACGCGGUGCGGCUGGAGUUCACUGGCCCCAAUGUGGGCGCGCGGACUACGGGUCGACUGAUGGCAGCGGCGACGGCGCAGCUGAUGCGCCGUGGCGUUGCUGCGGCGCAGGCAGGCCAGAUUACCGGUCUCAACACUAGCAUUCGAUCGGCUAUGGAGCGCCAUUUGCCAGUCAAAAGGGAUAAAGCCCAUUUAGAAGGUGACAAGGGGACAGAGCUCCUAACCGAGGCCCUUAGGCACAUUACGGAACAGCUGAUGUCACGGGGCGUGGAUCCUAGAUCCAUAAUUGAAAACCACAGCAACGGUACUCCCCCCGGCGGCGGUGGCGCUGCUACAGCCGUCGCGGCAGCAGCUGCCGCCGCCAAUGGCGGCGCUGGCGGCAGCAAGACCAGCCUCGGCAGCAUCGGUGACAACAGCGCUGACACAGCGGGCCUCAAGCUGCCGUCGCCGCCGCCAGUGGCGGCGGGAGCGAUGGUGGGGAUGCCGCCGCCAGGUGGCGCAAUGGACCUCAUACAGCUCCAGCAGCAGCAGCAGCUGCAGCAGCAGCUGCAGCUACAGAUGCAAAUGCAGCAAGCGCCUCAGUUUCAGCAACUCAUGCUUGAAGCAACUCGGGAACACCACCAGCCAACUGGGCCCAUGGGCAGCACGGGCGGCCCGCCACUGGUAGACUAUGGAGGGUUUUUCAGCCCCACCGGCGAAACUGGGCCGGUUGGUGUUCCGGCUGCCGGGGGGGGGGUGUCGGAUAUUUUACAAGAGGCCUUUAGGGCCUUUGCAGCCGAGCAGGAAGCAGCUGCCGUUGCUGCCGCCGCCGCCGCCGCCGCCGCGGAAGGCGGCGACGGCAGUGGUGGCGACAUGGGUGCCACUGCUACGAUGAUGGACUUCCAAGCGGCCGCAGCCGCGGCAGCGUCGUCCGUACUUCCCAAUGCAGCGACGGCUGCCGUACCGCUUUACCAACGGACGACAUGCAGCGUCACGAUGAUAGACGUGGGCCAUGACGAGUCCGAGCUCAGUAGCCCGCACGCUGCCGCCGCCGCCGCGGCGGCGGCUGCCGCCGCAGCCGCGGCCGGCGGGACACUUUUGUCGGAAGGCAUGCAGGGCGCGUGCGGUCCUCCGGGAUUCCGCUCAGGCCAGUGGAUACCGACCGGUCGUAGCAUGGUUGGCGGCAAAGCUGCGACACUGCCCUCCUCGUCAUCUUCGCUGCAGACGACGGCCAGCGCGGCGGCGGCGGCAGCGGCGGCGGCGGCAGCGGCGCUGCCACAUCAACAGCAGCAACAAAUGCUGCACCACUCUGCCGCCGCCGGCUGCGCUGCUGGCGGAAUGAUGUCCUCGUUCGGUGGACCGCCCACUUGCAUUAGCCCGCCACCUGGCCCCGAAACCAGCGACAAACGGCCGCUGUCACCGUCGCGAUUCGAUACUGGAAGCCCUCACCGUCUGAGUAACGCAAUGUCCAUUCUGCGCAACAGAAGCGCAGACCUAGGGAGCCUGGACAUGAUCAUGAGCAACGACUACUUCAUGGACGGCGUCGAUCCCUUGCUCAACGACGGACGACAGCCAUCCAUAGCGGAUAAGUUCCUCAUGUACAUAGACGGGGGCGGGCACCCAGGCAUGCAGCCUGGGGGCCUCAUCGGGCUUGCCAGCGGCUUUCCGUUGGGGCCCAUACCGUCCGGCACAGCCGGCGACGCCGCCGCUGCAGCAGCGGCGGCUACUGCAGGAGGACCGCAGCGCCAGCUACCGGCAGCUGGCCUACACUCCAGCGGUGCCGGCGGCGCUGGCGGUAGCGCCUCCGCCGCCGCCGUUGACGUGUUUCAGAAUCCUCACAUGCCGCAGGCCGCGGUGGACGGCACAUGCGGCGGCGACGCCACGCCUGGAGGGGGAGGCGGCGGCGGCGGCGGCGGUGGCGGCAAUUGCCUCAUGGGCCAGGACCCGCGGAUGAUCGUGUACGACAUGGACGCUAUGAUGCGGAGCCAAGCGCCGACGGCAUUCGGCGGCGGCGUUGGCGUCACCACCAGCGCUAAGCCCCAGUCAUUUUGUCGACCCAGUGAUAACACACUCAACACCGGUAACGGCUCACAUACCAGGGAGCCUCUCCCCAGCGUCGACGGCGGCGGCUCGCCAGCGGCGCCCUUCGGAAGCAGCUUUGCGUUCGCAAUGGCUCAGUACGGUAACUGUCCCGCCGCCGAUGGCGGCGGCGACGUGGGCAGCGUGGACGGUCUCGCUAGGAUCACCUCCGCGCCGCCGGGCGUCCUAGGAGAUGAGUCAGCCUUCUGCCCGCGAAUGUCUUCUGCUCACGCCCACGGGCUUUCGAUGGCACACGGGAAAGGCAUGUCGUACAGCGUGCCGUACAGUCACGGUCAGGGCCAUCCGCUCGCCAUGAAUUCGGCGCCCGCGAUUUGGACUGGUUUGGGGGACUCAAACCUGGGCGGCAUGGAUGUCUAUUCGAUGGAGCACAUGGCAAGUAUGCCGGCAAUCCGCGGGGGAAUAGGGGCGCAGUGUCAGGAGGCUGGUGACGGAAGCUCCCUCCGCUGCCACAGCCUUCGGGGAUUUAGCGCCGAUGGCGCAGGUGGUUCCUUGGGGGGCGAACAUUUACGACACACGGCAUUUUUCCCCCACACGUGCGCAAGUCAGCAGCAGCACCACCAGCAGCAGCAGCACCACCACCAGCAUUACCAGCAGCAGCAUUACCAGCAGCAGCAUUACCAGCAGCAGCAUUACCAGCAGCAGCAUUACCAGCAGCAGCAUUACCAGCAGCAGCAUUACCAGCAGCAUCAGCAACACCAGCUGCAGCCCUUGCAGCAUCUGCAGCAGCAGCACCAUCAGAAACACCAAUUGCAGCAGAUGCAGCAAUCUCAGCACUCAUCGUCAUCAUCGCAGCAGUUGCACAGCCGCCAGGGAAUGCCGGCACCGCCGGGAUCCGCUGUGGAACGGCAGCAGCAAGUACGGCAGCUACAGCAGCAACAGCAGCUACAGCUAGAGCAGCUACAGCAAGAGCAGCAACAGCAGCAGCAGCAACAGUUGCAGCAGCAACAGUUGCAGCAACAUCAACAUCAGCAGCAGCAGCAGCUCUUUGCCCAGCUCUUUCCUGGAGCUCAACAGGCGGUGUGUGGCGGCGGCGGGGGAUCUGCGGGAGGUUCAUCUAUCAGUAUCUCCCCCAGCACCAUGAUGUCGCCCACUGGCAACAGUCCCGUCAUGCAUUUCAUGCCAACGAGCUUUCCACCACAACGAGAUGACAGCGGAUGCCUCAGCAUAGGCCAUAAGGCCCACAUGCUACCCAGAAUCUCCACAGCUGUCGGCCUCCCUCCCCAUUUCCAGCCGCCGCCAAGCCCACCAUCCGUCGUACGUAACAUGCGCGGAGGCUGCGCCGCCGCCAACAGUGUCCGCGCGGGCGGUGGCGCUGCCGCCGCCGCCGCCGCUGGUCAGGCCCCUGCCCGCAGCCCUAGAUCGUCGGCGCCGGGAACGCCCCGAAGUCCCCGAGCGCCAGCAACAGGGACGCCACGGAGUCGUACAAAAGCUGGCUGUACGCCGCUAUCCGCGCCUUCGCCUGGCGCGGUCAAGGCCCAGCUUGAUGAGAUGAUGCGCGUCGACCCGGUGGCGGCAGCGGCUGCCGCCGCAGGUGGCGGCAGUGGCAUGUCUGAGUCCUUAGCCGCAGCAGCGGCAGCAGCGGCGGUGGCAGCUGUUGCGGCAGCACCGGAAGCGGCGCUAGCCGCGGCGGCAGCUGCCGGCCUCAUCGUUGCAGAGGACGCCGGUGCGGCCGUCGACAGUCCUGGCGCCAGCGGUGGUGGUAACCUCCGCCGCAGCCGUCGGGAAGCGAGAGGAGCCAGGGGCUCAACCCUGGGAACGGCACGGACUGGUCGAGGAGGUCGCAGCCGGGGUACCGAUGACGAUGACGAGGACUACGCCACCGAUGCUGAUGAGGAUGCCCUUAGCUCUGAUGACGGCGACGAUGAGGGCGGCGGAGGUGGCGGCGGGGCCGGCCGUGGCGGCGGCGGCGGCGGGGGCGGCACCACAAGCGGGGAGGGCUACGUCGAUGAGGAUUCCGUACUUGUCGUAAGGGCUGUACGGGACGGCGUACGGCGCGAGAUCACCAAAUCCGCCCUGCGGAAGGUUUACCAUCUGCCGAUUAACGAGGCCGCAGCGGCGCUGAACAUCGGGGUCACGGUACUGAAAAAGUAUUGCCGCAAGUUCCGUGUACCGCGCUGGCCGUAUCGGAAGCUGCAGAGCAUGGCCAAACUGAUCGAGUCGUUCGAGCGUUACAAGAAGAACGCAUUUUCGAACGGCGACAUAGAGGGCGCGGCAGAUUGCCAGGACGUUAUUGAUCGGCUGUUGAAAUUUCGAGAGGAGGUGUACGACAAUCCGGACAAAGACAUCGACGAGAGCGUCAAGAAGCUGCGGCAGGCCAACUUCAAGAUUGAGUACCGGCAACGCCAAGGUCAAACUCAGGGCGCCCCUCCUUCUACACUGACCAGGAGCUCACUCAAUGGCGAGACUCCAGGAGCUGCGACCGGGGUUGGUGGCGCGCCUAGCAGCCACGAUCUUCGACGGGACUUCGAAACUCUUUCGGUGAACGCGGCUUCCGCUGAGGUCACAGAGCCGCCGCCGGCUUAG
Messenger RNA from Volvox carteri f. nagariensis, 5646 nucleotides. RefSeq names its product RWP-RK domain-containing transcription factor. The record is from RefSeq and is a predicted model, not a curated record. Gene Ontology annotation, molecular function: DNA-binding transcription factor activity. The transcript has 11 exons. NCBI's taxonomy places the organism in Eukaryota, Viridiplantae, Chlorophyta, Chlorophyceae, Chlamydomonadales, Volvocaceae. The coding region runs from base 1 to 5646 and encodes 1881 amino acids.